This is a messenger RNA of Aethalodelphis obliquidens (Pacific white-sided dolphin), 4328 nucleotides long. RefSeq names its product reticulon 4 interacting protein 1 (gene RTN4IP1). Gene Ontology annotation, molecular function: zinc ion binding; oxidoreductase activity. Gene Ontology annotation, cellular component: mitochondrion. The record is from RefSeq and is a predicted model, not a curated record. The transcript has 13 exons. The coding region runs from base 2541 to 3431 and encodes 296 amino acids. Lineage: Eukaryota; Metazoa; Chordata; Mammalia; Artiodactyla; Delphinidae.
AGAAAAGCUAGAAGUCCAGACUUUCAUGUUAAAUUUUCUGAUUUUAAAGGCUGACAGUGAAUUCAUUUUUAAAACCCUGUUGCUCAUACAAAACACAUUUGAGGGCUGGGCGCAGCCACAAGCUGCCAGUGUGUGAUGUCCUUCCUGAGUCUCGUAAGAGAGGAGAAUUGAAAUUUUCACCAGACUGGAAACAGGCAAACGAGACAAAGUCUCUUGCAUUGCUGUUUGCCCCAGUGUGGUAGGCCCUGGCGAUGCCUACCUGAUGAGGAUGAAGAUGCUGAUUACCUUUCCAGAUGGACACAGUUUGAAUGAAAUAUGGCUGUCACACCCUUUUCACUGCAACUAAACCAAAAAUACAAAACAUUCAAUAAGUCACGUAUAAUGGGAUGAGGAGAGCCUAUCAUAAUUAGUUGAUUAAUCAUUGUCAGCCUCUUGUUUGGAGUAUUGAUUGCAUCCAAGCUAGAAUUCCUUUGAGGCUGUCACCUGAAGGACACUGUGACCACAGAGGUCCACCUCAAGUUACUGCCUUUUGCAAAGUGAUAAUGGGGUGCACAGCCAGGUGUAAUUUAAGCACAUCUUCCUACAGGCAGUGGGGUGUUAUGGCUGCACUGCUGUAGCUGUAUUGCUUUCAGCUUUCAUGGGAAUCUUUAUUGAAACAGAAACCUAAUUCCGUUUAGGUUAAUAACGUGCCCACUCAAUCUUCCUUUCCAGAACUAGCCUGAUCCUUAAACUUUCUGAGGUGAGACUGGCAGUGAUUCCUCAUUGCAGGUAGAUAUCUCAUCAGAUAAAGCAGGGUUAGGAAAGGCUUACAUUUUUACUCUGAGUCAUUUUGAUUUUUUUUUUUCUUUCAUGGUGAAAGUGCAGUAACUCUCUCUCAUGUCUGAAUGCAUUGGCGCUAAAAUCAUGGUGUAGGACACAGGAGUUGGCAUGUGUCUCCCAGAUGGACCAAUCUGAAGUUCAAGGGUGGGAUGAGCUUGUAUUCAGGUUUCAAACCAGGACUAUAGCUAUUCAUUCCAACUCUGCUCUUUUAAUCAGGGCUCCCCUUGUGUGAUGAAUGGCUAUGAAAAUAAAAUAUGGUGGCUGAAGGGGAGUCUGGGAAUAUAACAACCGAGAUGCAACUUUCAUCUUUCCUACUCCCAAACCCCCAGUUUCUUCCUCUCUGGAACCAGAUAAGCUGCUAACUCCUGUGGGUGGCUGGGUAUGAGUGAGGCCUUGGGCUUUGGCGGGUUCCAAGUAGAGAGAAUUGUGAGGUUCCUGCUUCUCCCAGUGGGUGGGCAGGUGCCUAGAGAAUGAUGUCAAAGGCCAGGAGUGGGAGCAGCAAACCCUGGAAAGAUUGGGCUGUUGGGGAUAAAGUCAACACAGGCCCAGUGUGUCUGUGCUGGGCUUCCCACCCCAAGAGGCGAAGAAGGAACUGAAUGGGGACUGGGUCCUCUACCCUGUAGCUGGGCCAGUGUGAGAAGUCUGGAGGGAAGGGUUUCCUGCAGCUUCUGUAAAUCAGCCCGUGGGGACAGAGAUUGCUUCUGCCGUCUGUGGGAUUCUCAUCACUUGGGACUCAUAAACCCCCAUGUCCUAAGACGUGAAGAGCUCACACAGAAAAAUACCAUGCCAUCUAAAAGGGGCCAGCAGCCAGAGAGAAAAAGCAAAAUACAUUCCCAGCAAGAUGAAGCUGUGAGAGGCGUGUCUGAGUGGGGGAGGGACAGGGAUAUGAGCUUCCAUGACAAAAUAGCAACUGCUGGUGGGUGGAAAGAGAGGGAGAAAAAAAAAAAAUUCCAAAAGUCUAAGGGAGGAAAAUGGAAAGUAAAAUGAUUCUAAACCUCUCAUCUUAUUGGAGUGAGGGGGAAUCAGAAGAGAGCGGAAGCAUCUCUGUGGGGAAAUGAUGCAAAUUGGUGAGGAAAAUAAUAUCUUGUUCUCAGAAAAAUAUAUAUAUAAUUUUUUAAAAAAUCUGUAUAAGAAGGAGUUAGGCUCCCAGGUCACCUCUCUUGCCUCACCCAGGAUGAGUGGCCCUCCAAUGCCUCCUGGCCAAAGACUCUCCUAGAGGCUGAACCAGAGGGAUUCUGGACUAAAGGCCACCAGGCACACCGAGGCAAGGAAACCACACUGAAAAUGGGGACGAGGUGGAAGAUGAGUUACAGAAAGGUUAUUGAUAUUCAAGAUAUUGAAUACAGUUCCUUGUGCUGUACUUACAUCAGUCUUAAAUAUGAGCAAAUAAUCAAGGAUCACCGGAUACGUGAGAAAAAUCUAACAUGGAAGGCAGAGACCAGAAAGAAAGAUAAAAAAAUUUGGAAAAAAGGAAAAAGUAUAGGCAACAGAAGAAAACUUAAAAAGUCCUCAGUAUCACCUGGAGAGAAAAGAGUCCCCAAAAUGUGAAGGACCACCUGUAUUAGAAGCACUUGUUUUAGGGCCCCAGGAAUCUACAUUUCAAACAAGAGACCCAGACUCAGUCUGAGGGAGAGAGGACCUAACCAACCUGACCUAACUCCGGACCCCAAAAGGCCUCCUGGUGCCUCGAGAAAGGUGGCUAUGGAGCUACAGCUUUAAAUAUGAAACGUGAUCCUUUACAUAUUAAAAUCAAAGGAGAAGAAUUUCCCCUGACUCUGGGCCGGGAUGUGUCUGGUGUGGUGAUGGAGUGUGGACUUGAUGUGAGGUACUUCAAGCCUGGCGAUGAGGUCUGGGCUGCAGUUCCUCCCUGGAAGCAAGGCACUCUCUCAGAGUUUGUUGUAGUCAGUGGGAAUGAGGUCUCGCACAAGCCCAAGUCACUCACUCAUGCUCAAGCUGCCUCUCUGCCAUACGUGGCCCUCACAGCCUGGUCUGCCAUAAACAAGAUUGGUGGCCUGCAUGAUAAGAAUUGCGCAGGAAAACGUGUUUUAAUCUUGGGUGCUUCAGGCGGAGUUGGUACUUUUGCUAUACAGGUAAUGAAAGCGUGGGAUGCUCAUGUGACAGCAGUCUGCUCUCAGGAUGCCAGUGAACUUGUAAGGAAGCUCGGGGCAGAUGAUGUAAUUGAUUACAAAUCCGGAAAUAUGGAAGAGCAGUUGAAAUAUUUAAAGCCGUUUGAUUUUAUUCUCGACAGUGUUGGUGGAUCCACCGAAACAUGGGCUCUAAAUUUUCUCAAGAAGUGGUCGGGAGCCACGUACGUGACUUUGGUGACUCCUUUCCUCCUGAACAUGGACCGGUUGGGCAUAGCGGAUGGCAUGUUGCAGACAGGCGUCACCGUGGGCUCUAAGACAUUGAAGCAUUUCUGGCAAGGAGUCCAUUAUCGCUGGGCUUUUUUCAUGGCCAGUGGUCCAUAUCUAGACGACAUUGCAGAACUGGUGGAUGCGGGAAAGAUUCAGCCAGUUAUUGAGAAAACCUUUCCGUUUUCUAAAGUUCCAGAAGCCUUCCUGAAGGUAGAAAGAGGACACGCACGGGGAAAGACCGUCGUCAGUGUCGUUUAAAUAAACACUCAGUUCGGUGCCUGUGGGCUCUUAUUUGGUGAGUGCCUGUAGGCCCCGACUCUUUUCCAGCCGUCCCUUUCCAGCUUAGACUAGAGGUUCCAUGAAAUAAAUUUAGCACGCACGCGUUUCUGCCAGUCAUUUCCUGUCUGCUGAGCUGAGCAGAGACUGAUUUUAUAGCCACAGCCCCACCCUGUCAUCACCCUGCUCUGCCCAGAGCGUUCUCGCGUCACCUGCCCCGACACGGCCGCACACUGUCCGCCGAGCUCCUCCAUGCCAAGCGCAGGGGAUACACACGUAAGCAGGGACAAGAUAUGAACAUCUCUGCACUUGGACUUGUCUAUAAAGUUGCUGAAAAUUGCCUAUUGUUUUUUCAAGCUGUUCUUUCACAGCAGAUUUGCAAAUUGUGGCGGCACCUUCUGUUCCAGUAGCUCAAACUCUGUUUGUUUUAUCAUGUUAGUAAUUGUGAGAGAUUAGAACUUUCAGCAUGUGGAGGGAUGGCAGCAUGAAGAGCUUACUUAAAGCUAAUUCCUUCUUAGGGUCAUAGUGAGCACUUUUCCCACUGGCCAAAGUUUCCUUUGGUUUUUAUUCCAUCUGCUCCAGUGUGCGGUCAUAACAGCCCUCAGAGUUCUGAAUCUCUUAGGGUCAUAUGUAAAAAUCUCGCCAGCGAUUUGGUUGUUUACGCUUUUAGAAAAUGAAAUGUGAUGUAAAGUUUGUAACUUUUUAAAACACUUACUUUUUUGCAUAAGGCUAGUCCUCUUUCGGCAACUGAAACGUGCUUCUCUGGGGACUUUUCCGUGGAAAUUACCACCAUUCCAUUGGGGACCAGAGUUCUCCAGUUUGACCUGAAAUGCUUGCAUUUAGGUAUCUCGCCAAUAAACCCGUUGCGGCUUUUGAGUC